AUGAGGUUGCCGAGUAACAGACAAUGUGCGGCGGAGGGAGACGGGAAGAAGAUGGACCAAGCUCCUCCGUUCAGAAACCCUUUUGUACACGUCUUGAAAUUCACCCCUCUGGAAAAGGCAAAGAUAGCAUUUAUGACAGUCACACUAUUCCCCAUCCGUCUGUUCAUAGCUGCAUUCAUGAUGCUGCUGGCUUGGCCUUUUGCCUUCCUGGCCUCAGUAGGACGCUCCGAGACCACCGUGGAACCCCAGUGCCUCUGGAGGAGACUGGUGGACAUAAUUCUGAAGAUCAUCAUGCGGGUCAUGUGGUUUGCGGGAGGUUUCCAUUGGAUGACAGUGAAAGGGCGAAGGGCAUUGCCUGCAGAGGCACCCAUCCUCACCCUGGCACCCCACUCUUCUUACUUUGAUGCCAUCCCAGUCACUAUGACAAUGGCUUCUAUUGUCAUGAAGGCCGAAAGCAAGGACAUACCUCUCUGGGGCACUUUGAUUAAAUACAUCAGGCCAGUGUUCGUUUCACGAUCAGACCAGGACUCCAGGAAGAAGACUGUGGAGGAGAUCAAACGCAGAGCACACUCUGGAGGGGAAUGGCCUCAGAUAAUGAUAUUUCCUGAGGGAACAUGCACCAAUAGAUCCUGCCUAAUCACUUUUAAGCCAGGGGCCUUCAUCCCAGCUGUACCAGUGCAGCCAGUGGUGUUUCGUUACCCAAAUAGACUGGACACAAUCACAUGGACGUGGCAAGGGCCUGGAGCGUUUAAAAUCUUGUGGCUGACACUCUGCCAGUUGCACAACGAGUUUGAGAUAGAGUUCCUCCCUAUCUACACACCCUCAGAGGAGGAGAAAAAUAACCCUGCUCUGUUUGCUAUCAAUGUGAGACGCAUCAUGGCUAAAGCCCUGGGGGUACCCAUCACAGACUAUUCAUUUGAAGACUGCCAGCUGGCCAUGGCAGAAGGCCAGUUGAGACUGCCAGUCGACACCUGUCUGCUGGAGUUUGCCAAGCUCGUCAGGAGACUGAGGCUGAAGCCCCAAAAUACUGAGAGGGUUCUGCAGGAAUAUGGGAACAGAUCCAGGAAGCUGGAGGGUCAGAAGCUGGACUUGGAUGACUUUGCUCAGUUCCUGGAUGUGCCAGUUUCAGACCUGCUACGAGACAUGUUUGCUCUUUUUGAUGAGCAUGAAGAUAACUGCAUGGAUAUCAGAGAAUAUGUGAUAGCCUUAUCUGUUGUAUGCAGACCUGCCAAAACUCUGGAAACGAUGAAAUUGGCCUUCAAGAUGUUUGAGGCAGAGGAGGAUGGUGCCAUCACAGAGACGGAGUUGGCUGUUAUUCUGAAAACAGCUUUAGGAGUGACUCACCUCAGUGUGUCACACCUGUUUACCGCCAUCGACGCUGAAGACACAGGGAAGAUCACAUUUGAAAAGUUCAGAAGCUUCGUGGAGCAGCACCCAGACUUUUCUGAAGAGUACCUGUACACAGAAAACAUAGGCCUCCACAGUGGUCCCUGCCACUAUCACCAAACAAAGCCCAGCCUGUCUUCCCUGAACCUGCAAGGCACUGCCACCACCAAAACAGCUAAUGGUAUCUGCCCUGACUUCAGCCCCAAUGACCGUGUUAGCACAAUAGAUGGACUCCUCAAGAAACACAACUGA
This is a messenger RNA of Scomber japonicus (chub mackerel), 1638 nucleotides long. RefSeq names its product lysophosphatidylcholine acyltransferase 1. Gene Ontology annotation, molecular function: calcium ion binding. The transcript is spliced from 14 exons. NCBI's taxonomy places the organism in Eukaryota, Metazoa, Chordata, Actinopteri, Scombriformes, Scombridae. The coding region runs from base 1 to 1638 and encodes 545 amino acids. The record is from RefSeq and is a predicted model, not a curated record.